AUGACAAAAAAGACCAGGCAAACUCUGAGCUCUCACCAUCAGGAAGAAGCGAGCUCGAUCUGCAAAGGGAGAGCUGCUUCAGUGGCAGUUUGCGGAGCUGUCUGCCUGGCGGUAAACCGUCCUCCACCAGCAGCAGAGGAGAAAGAGCCUGAUGGGUUUCGAGAUCGAUCCUUCAGCAGCCUGUCCCCGUCAGCCUGCAUCUCGGAGGAUUUCCAAUGCCAUGGAAAUGCUGUAGUCGUCCACACGGCUGGGGACGACGAUCAGGCUGCUGCUGAGGCCGACGAGGUCGAGCUCGAGGUUGAAGCUGGAGCAGCGAAAAGCGAAAAAAAUCCUCGAUGUCGAUGUGGUUGUGGUGAUGUUCUCGAAGGCGAAGGGAUAGGGAUAGGCGAAAGGCUGGCGGCACCUUGCAUGAUGCAUAGGCGAGACCAUACAAGCUUGUUUACGGUUCUGCCCUUUUGUUCUGCCGAAGCCUCGCUAACGAACUCUGAUAGCUAG
Molecule: messenger RNA, 495 nt
Organism: Nannizzia gypsea CBS 118893
Lineage: Eukaryota; Fungi; Ascomycota; Eurotiomycetes; Onygenales; Arthrodermataceae
Exons: 3
Coding region: 1-495 (164 amino acids)
Source: RefSeq, a predicted model, not a curated record